Molecule: messenger RNA, 1283 nt
Organism: Colletotrichum navitas
Lineage: Eukaryota; Fungi; Ascomycota; Sordariomycetes; Glomerellales; Glomerellaceae
Product: dienelactone hydrolase
Exons: 6
Coding region: 108-959 (283 amino acids)
Molecular function (GO): hydrolase activity
Source: RefSeq, a predicted model, not a curated record
GAGACGCAAACCGCUCAACUUCAACACACUUCUCACGACGAACUUUGACUGUGAGAGCCUCUGCAAUAAGACUUACCCAUCCGGAUUGUCCACAUACAGCCGCCAGGAUGCUCAUCAAGGAGUCUCACGUUGACGUGCCGACAAAGGCCGACGGGAAAGAGGGUUCCAUGAGAAUCUUUCUCUUUCACCCCUCUAUCCCCGGCUACCCCAACGCGAAAUUCCCAGGCGUCUGUGUCUUCUCUGAGAUCUACCAAGUCACCGGCCCCGUCGCCCGCUUCGCCCGCCAGAUCGCCGGCCAGGGCUACAUCGUCGCCGCCCCCUCAUCCUACCACGAUUUCACCGGCCCGGAGGCCCUAGCCUACGACGUUCCCGGAACCGACAAGGGCAACGCCUGGAAGGUUGAGAAGACGCUCGAGUCCUACGAUGAAGACUCCCGCCGCACCGUAGACUACCUCCUCAGCCUCCCGACCUGCACCGGCAGGAUCGGCAGCACGGGCAUGUGUCUGGGCGGCCACCUCGCCGUCCGCGCCUCCCUCGAUAAGAGAAUCACCGCCUGCGUGGCCUACUUCGCCACGGACAUCCACAGCCGCACCCUCGGCCCCCACGACGCCAAGAACACCUCCGCCACGCCGCCCCCGGGCAGCGCGCAUACCCUCGACCAGUUCCCGGCCCUCACCCACGCCGAGGUCGCCAUGAUCUUCGGCUGCAAGGACACCCACGUCCCGCCCGAGGGCCGCGACCUUAUCCGCGCGAAGCUGCGCGAAGCCGGCGUCGUCACCGGCUUCUACGAGUUCCCCUGGGCCCAGCACGCCUUCAUCCGCGACGAGCUCAGCAAGGGCCGCUACGACCCGGCCAUCACAAAGGUCUGUUUCGAGAUCCUGCUGGAGCUCUUCGGCCGCACGCUCAAGCUGGACCUGGGGCCCCAGGAGGGCGUCGGCGAAGUCGAGCACGUGUGCUGAGCACGAUGAUCGCGCUUCACUCCGAGGGCUUUCGCGACGUACAUAGGUCAGGACAGAUCACGUUAUGCAAGGCACGUUAGUUAUUCAGCGGCGGGCAACAUGUCGUCAUACUCUAUUCGUAAUCUAUGUGUUCACCCCCUUCACCCACAAUGUGAGUUUUGUGAGAAGAUUCAUCAGGCACGGGGGGAGGGGGAGCCAGUCUCAAUGCCCGCGUAUAAUGAAAAGGGAAAAAAAAACAUUGAAAAUGAAAACAAAAAUAAAAAUUGAAAACGCUUCGUGUCAAUAACAAUUGACCGGCUGGUAUUGUAAUCUUUGCUCCGAUUU